Boleophthalmus pectinirostris (great blue-spotted mudskipper) is the source of this 5037-nucleotide messenger RNA. RefSeq names its product neurexin 2b (gene nrxn2b). NCBI's taxonomy places the organism in Eukaryota, Metazoa, Chordata, Actinopteri, Gobiiformes, Gobiidae. Bases 1 to 5037 code for a protein of 1678 amino acids. The record is from RefSeq and is a predicted model, not a curated record. The transcript is spliced from 22 exons.
AUGACGAGGUUAAGAUUGGAGCCGUUUUGGAUUCUGUGCAUGCUCGUCACCACGGUAAAGAUGUUGGAAUUUGGCGGCGCUCCCGGCCAGUGGGCACGCUACGCCCGCUGGGAGGCAGGAUCGGUCGGCGAGUUGAGCUUUAGCAUCAAAACCAACGUCAGCAAAGCCCUGGUCCUCUACCUCGACGACGGAGGCAACUGCGACUUCCUGGAGUUGCUGAUCGCGAACGGGCGCCUCCAGCUCCGCUUCGCCAUCCACUGCGCCGAACCCGCUACGUUGCACAUGGAGACGAGCGUGAACGACGACCGCUGGCACAUGGUUCUGCUAACCCGGAAUUUCAGGGAGACUCUUCUGAUGGUCGACGGCGAGACGAAGGUGGCGGAGGUGAAAUCGAAGAGGAAGGAGAUGGCGGUGGUGAGCGAUUUGUUCGUAGGGGGGAUCCCGCCCGACGUACGCCUCUCCGCCCUCACCUCCAGCACGGUGAAGUACGAGCCUCCGUUCCUGGGCCUCAUUUCCAACCUGAAAGUGGGGGAGAUACCGCCGAAUUUACUCAACAGUCAAGGAAUUCAGAGCGACCUGGAAUAUCUUUGCACCAAACAGAACCCAUGCUUUAACGGAGGAUUUUGCUCGAUCCAGUACGGGGAGGUUCACUGCGACUGCACCCACACGAGAUUCAAGGGGAAGUACUGCAAAGAAGUGGACGAGUACGCCGUGGAAGGUCUGGCGCACCUGACGUUAAACGACCAAGGUGACUCAUCUCAAGUCGGUAAGGAGGAGUCCGUGGCCACCUUCAAGGGCAAUGAGUUCUUCUGCUACGACCUCUCCAUGACCCCCAUCCAGAGCAGCACGGACGAGAUCACGCUCUCCUUCAGGACGCUGCAGAGGAACGGGCUCAUGCUCCACACGGGCAAAUCCGCCGACUACGUCAACCUGUCCCUGAAGAGCGGCGCCGUCUGGCUCGUCAUCAACCUGGGCUCCGGAGCGUUCGAGGCCCUGGUGGAGCCCGUCAAUGGGAAGUUCAACGACAACGCCUGGCACGAUGUCCGCGUCACCAGAAACCUGCGCCAGCACGCAGGCAUUGGACACGCUAUGGUGACCAUUUCGGUGGAUGGUAUACUGACCACCACCGGGUACACCCAAGAGGACUACACCAUGCUGGGCUCGGAUGAUUUCUUCUACAUCGGGGGGAGUCCCAACACGGCGGACCUGCCAGGAUCGCCGGUCAGCAACAACUUCAUGGGCUGCCUCAAAGAUGUGGUGUACAAAAACAACGACUUCAAGCUUGAACUCUCGCGACUCGCCAUCGAACGCGACCCCAAGAUCACCCUGAACGGAGACUUGGUUUUCCGCUGCGAAGACGUGGCCGCCCUGGACCCCGUCACCUUCGAGACCCCGGAAUCGUACAUCUCACUGCCUAAAUGGAACACCAAGAAAACCGGGUCUAUCUCCUUCGAUUUCCGGACCACCGAGCCCAGCGGUCUGCUCCUCUUCAGCCACGGUCGUCCACCCCAGGGCCCCAAAGAGCAGAAGCCAGGGAGGGAGCUGAAGACGGACUAUUUUGCGAUGGAGUUGUUGGAUGGGUACCUGUACCUCCUGAUUGACAUGGGGUCGGGGAAAACCAAGCUCAAGGCCAGCCACAAGAAGGUCAACGAUGGAGACUGGUGCCACGUGGACUUUCAGAGGGAAGGGAGGAAAGGUUCCAUCUCGGUCAACAGCCGCCAACUGCCCUUCAGCUCCCCCGAGGGCAGCGAGAUCCUGGACCUGGACAGCGAAAUGUACCUGGGGGGUCUCCCGGAAACCAAGUCCGACCUGAUCCUCCCUCCCGAGGUGUGGACCGCCCUGCUCAACUACGGCUACGUGGGGUGCGUCCGCGACCUCUUCAUCGACGGGAAAAGUCGAGACGUGCGCCGCCUGGCCGAGAUCCAGAGCGCCAUGGAGGUCAGCAGCUUCUGUACGCGGGAGCUGCAGAAGAGGUGCAGCAGCGCCCCCUGUGGCAACGGAGGACUGUGCAAGGAGGGCUGGAACCGCUACAUCUGCGACUGCACCGGCACGGGAUACCUGGGGACCAACUGUGAGAUCGAGGCCACCGUGCUGAGCUACGACGGCAGCAUGUACCUGAAGAUCAUCGUGCCGGUCACCAUGCACACGGAGGCGGAGGACGUGGCGCUGCGCUUCAUGUCCCAGAGGGCGUACGGGCUCCUCAUGGCCACCACGUCCAAGGAGUCGGCGGACACGCUGAGGCUGGAGCUGGACGGGGGCAGGGUCAAGCUCACGGUCAACCUGGAUUGUAUCAGGAUAGACUGUAGCCUCAGUAAAGGUCCGGAGACUCUGUUCGCGGGGCAGAAGCUCAAUGAUAACGAGUGGCACACGGUCAAAGUGGUGCGCAGAGGCAAGAACCUGCAGCUCUCUGUGGACAAUGUCACUGUGGAGGGUCAGAUGACUGGUGCCCACACGCGUCUGGAAUUCCACAACAUCGAGACGGGGAUCAUGACGGAACGCCGCUUCAUAUCCGUGGUCCCGUCCAACUUCAUCGGACACCUCCAGGGCCUGUCCUUCAACGGCGUGCCCUACCUGGACCAGUGCAAGAACGGCGACAUCUCCUACUGCGAGCUCAACGCCCGCUUCGGAAUGCGCCACAUCAUCGCCGACCCGGUCACGUUCCGAACCAAAGGGAGCUACCUGGCCCUGGCGACGCUCCAAGCCUACGCCUCCAUGCACCUCUUCUUCCAGUUCAAGACCACCACGCCCGACGGACUCAUGCUCUUCAACUCCGGCGACGGGAGCGACUUCAUAGUGGUGGAGCUCGUCAAAGGUUACGUCCACUACGUCUUUGACCUGGGGAACGGUCCGUCUCUGAUGAAGGGAAACUCGGACAAACCCCUCAAUGACAACCAGUGGCACAACGUGGUGGUGUCCCGGGACGCCAACAACGUGCACACGCUCAAGAUCGACUCACGCACCGUCACGCAGCACUCCAACGGGGCGCGCAACCUGGACCUCAAGGGAGAGCUGUACAUCGGUGGCGUGCACAGGACCACGUACAGUAAUCUGCCCAAACUGAUCGCGUCCCGGGACGGGUACCAGGGCUGCCUGGCCUCUGUGGACCUGAACGGGAGACUGCCCGACCUGAUCGCAGACGCCCUCCACCGGGUGGGCCAGGUGGAACGAGGCUGCGACGGACCAAGUACCACCUGUACGGAGGAGUCCUGCUACCAUCAGGGGGUGUGUCUCCAACAGUGGGAGGGCUUCACCUGCGACUGCACCAUGACGUCCUACGGGGGAUCCUUCUGCAACGACCCUGGGACGACGUACAUCUUCGGGCGCGGCGGAGCCCUCAUCACUUACACCUGGCCCCCCAACGACCGGCCGAGCACGCGGGCAGACCGGCUGGCCGUGGGCUUCAGCACUCAGCUCAAAGAGGCGGUGCUGGUCAGGGUGGAGAGCGCCAAGGGACUGGGAGACUACCUGGAGCUGCACAUAGAGCGGGGAAAGAUCGGCGUGAUCUUCAACGUGGGAACGGACGACAUAGCCAUCGAGGAGAGCGCGGUGAUGGUGAGCGACGGCAAAUACCACGUGGUGCGGUUUACGCGCAGUGGUGGCAACGCGACGCUACAGGUGGACAACCAGCCCGUCAUAGAACGUUUCCCGUCAGGGAACUUUGAUAAUGAUCGCCUGGCUAUUGCUAGACAAAGAAUCCCAUACCGUCUCGGUCGGGUAGUUGACGAAUGGCUACUCGACAAAGGCCGCCAGCUGACCAUCUUCAACAGCCAGGCGUUCAUCAAGAUCGGCGGCGGCGGUGGCGGGGAGAAGGGCCGUCACUUCCAGGGCCAGAUCUCGGGUCUGUACUACAACGGGCUGCAGGUCCUGAAGCUGGCGGCGGAGGGCGACCCCAACGUCCAGACCCAGGGCAACCUGCGCCUGGUGGGGGACGUGCCCUCGGUGCUCACCACGGACACCACCUCCACCACCCCGCUCGCCGACAUGUCCACCACCAUCAUGGAGACCACCACCACCAUGGCCACCACCACCACCCGCAAGCAGCGUUCGUCGCCCACCAUGAGGGACAGCGUCACACAGAACGCAGAUGACUUGCUUGUAGCUUCAGCCGAAUGUCCCAGUGAUGACGAGGACCUGGAGGAGUGUGAGCCUGGAAAUGGAGGUGAAUUAGUGUUGCCCAUAAUAACCGUGGACUCCCUAGACCCCCCCUCCAUCGCCACUCGCUACCCAGUAAUCCCCCCGCCCCCCACCACCUACCGCCCCUUCCUCACGCUGCUCGAAACCACCAAAGAGUCCCUCCCCUUGCCCAACGGCCGGCCCCCCUGCCCCAUGGACCAGGAGGACUGCGAGGAGCCCAUGGAGGUGUCGGCGUACGGCUCGGGGGAGAUGACCGAGUCGGAUGACGAAGAUUAUUACAAAAACGCCAUGGUCACCGACAGGACGGUCCUCCCCCCGCCACCCGCCGCCGCCGCGGAGGGGGGCGUGGUCGGGCAGAACCCCCGCGACCGCCACUUCUCCCGCCUGCCCAAUUCCAAAACGCCGGCGCAGGCGUCCACCCCGACCGCCCCGCCCGACCAGCUAAGCCCGCGACUCAAGCCCAACAGUAAUAACAUCCCGGCGGGCAAAAUGAACACGCGCGAUCAGGUCCUCCUACCCCCGACGCACCCCUCCUCCGACCCGGGGCACCGCAGAAUCCCCGGGAUCACUCACCCCCCGAAUUUCCCCCAUGUGCCCACUCCAGAUCCGACCUCUCCGGACCGAGGCCUGCCGGGAGCCGUGGAGGUCCAGCAGUCGAGCAGCACGACGGGGAUGGUGGUCGGCAUCGUAGCGGCGGCGGCGUUGUGCAUCCUCAUCCUGCUCUACGCCAUGUACAAGUACCGCAACCGGGACGAGGGCUCGUACCAGGUGGACCAGAGCCGCAACUACAUCAGCAACUCGGCCACGCAGAGCAACGGGACCCUGGUGAAGGAGAAACAGCCCAGCACUGCCAAAGCGGUCACCAAGAACAAGAAGAAUAAGGACAAGGAGUACUACGUGUGA